UAAGUAAACAAAUCCCUCUCUCUCUCUCUCUCUCUCUCUCUCUCUCUCUCUCUCAGUUUCAGAGCUCAAUAUCUUUCUUUCACCUUCUAAUUCUCUCUCUCUCUCUCUCUCUCUCUCUCUCACAUUUUGAUGCUUCUUGGUUUUCGCUUAUGGAAUAAGUGGAAAAACUGAAUGAGAUUUGGUGCAAAAAAAUGCGAGUGAAGGAAAUGCACCCGCUGUGUUGUAUUUCGCUGGAGAGUCCUGGAGGUAGUAUUAGGGAUCAAUCGCCGGAGCCGCCAUUGUCGGCGUCGCUAUUGAGAGCGAGGAGUUUGCCGGCUACGGCGACGGCCGGCGGAUCUGACCGCAUUGCGGGACGAUCGGAGGCCACGGUGGCCGGAGUCCUCUACAAGUGGACCAAUUACGGCAAAGGAUGGAGAUCCAGGUGGUUCCUUUUGCGCAACGGCGUUCUUUCCUAUACGAAAAUCCGGCGGACGGAGAAUCUCAACCUCCUUAUGUCUCCGACCUCCGACGACAUCACGCUGAUCGGAGAAAUCUCCGCCAAUCGGCUCUCGAGAUUGGACAGUAGUGGCAGACGAAAGCACCACCAGAAAACCGUUGGCAUUGUCCAUCUCAAGCAGAUCUCAUCUUUUCGGGAGAGCAAAUCUGAUGAUCGAAAGUUCUACAUAUUUACAGCCACAAAGACCCUUCAUCUGAGAACUGAUUCGAAGAGCGAUCGGGUGGCUUGGAUUCAAGCUUUGGUCUCAACUCGGAGCCUAUUUUUACUUAGACCAAUCAAUGACAAUCUCUCCCUUGUGCCAAAUGAUAUAUCUAUAUCAACCGAAAGGCUUAAAAAACGCUUACUUGAAGAGGGAAUAAACGAGAACCUUGUAAAUGAUUGUGAGCAGAUUAUGCGUUCAGAAUUCUCAGAAAUAAAAGGACAAGUUCAAGUUCUUUGUGAACAGCGAUCCAAUUUGCUUGACACGUUAAGGCAGUUAGAGGCAGCUAAUAUUGAAGCUGAGGCCUCUGGGAUUCAUGAUGGUCAAUACCAACUGACCAAACAUGAAUUUUCUGGUCUAGGGCGUGGAAAAUACAGUGAAUGCAGCACGACUGAAUCGUCUGAUGAUAUUGAGAAGCAAGAGCUUGAGGAAGUGUCAGAUGAAGAUGAAAUGUCCUUUCAUGACUCAAAAGAGUAUUUUACUGAACCCGACGUUAGCUGUGGGUCUAUAAAAGAAGUUUCCAAUCACCUUGAUAAUUAUGGAGAAGCUGAAAGCCAAUGUGAUGUGGCGAAAGUUCAGAACAAUAGGGAAGUUCAAAAUUCUAGAUAUCCACACAUUGAAAGGCGGAAAAAGCUUCCGGAUCCUGUUGAGAAGGAGAAGGGGGUCAGUCUUUGGUCUAUGAUCAAGGACAAUGUGGGAAAAGACCUCACACGUGUUUGCCUCCCUGUUUACUUUAAUGAGCCAAUAUCAUCUCUUCAAAAAUGUUGUGAGGACUUAGAAUACUCUUUUCUUUUGGAUCAAGCAUAUGAGUACGGGAAAGCGGGGAACAGUCUUCAGAGGAUUCUGAAUGUUGCUGCUUUUGCGGUUUCUGGAUAUGCUUCCUCUGAAGGUCGAAAUUGUAAACCAUUCAAUCCUUUGUUGGGGGAAACUUAUGAAGCUGACUAUCCUGAGAAAGGAAUUCGCUUCUUCUCUGAGAAGGUCAGUCACCACCCAACACUCAUUGCCUGCCACUGUGAAGGAAGAGGGUGGAAAUUCUGGUGUGACAGCAACCUCCGCACAAAAUUUUGGGGGCGGUCAAUUCAGCUUGACCCUGUUGGAGUUCUGACCUUAGAGUUUGAUGAUGGUGAAAUUUUCCAGUGGAGCAAGGUCACUACAACUAUUUAUAAUCUUAUCCUCGGUAAAGUUUAUUGUGGUCACCAUGGGACAAUGCACAUACAUGGUAAUCGCGAAUAUUCAUGCAAACUCAAGUUUAAAGAACAGUCUAUUCUUGACCGAAAUCCUCGCCAGGUAAAUGGAUUUGUUGAAGAUGUUAUGGGAAAAAAGGUUGCCACAUUAUUUGGGAAGUGGGAUGAUAGCAUGUAUUAUGUUAAUAAUGAUGGGAGUGGCAAGCCCAAGGAUUGUACUUCCUCUUCUGAUGCAUCCUUGCUAUGGAAAAGGAGUAAGCCGCCUCCUAAUCUCACUCGGUACAACUUAACUUCGUUUGCAAUCACACUAAAUGAGCUGACACCAGGACUGCAGGAGAAGCUCCCACCCACGGACUCGAGGCUUCGACCAGAUCAACGACAUUUGGAAAAUGGCGAAUAUGAGAAGGCGAAUGAGGAGAAACAGCGCUUGGAAAAGAGGCAAAGAAUGGCAAGGAAAAUGCAAGAAAAUGGGUGGAAGCCCAGAUGGUUCCAGAAAGAAGAAGGUGAUAAUGGACCCUUCCGCUAUGUUGGUGGAUAUUGGGAAGCUCGGCAGCAGGGCAAAUGGGAUGAAUGUCCAAAUAUAUUUGGUGAAUUCAAUGAAGACCUUGUUGAUCCCUUAGAAGUGUCAUGAUCUUAGUUCAGCUCAACCACAACUCAAAAGGCCUUUAUCAAAAGAAAAAGAUCUGUCAUCCAGUGAUCAUAUUCAUUCAUCACUUAAUCAAAAUUGCAUUUUAUCACAUGGCAAAGUUCAAUUGUAAAGCAAGCUACGGGCAUAAUUACCUAUGCCCCUCUACUGCUUAGGCCUAGUACAACAUGUCACUGAAUGUGUUCAUUACUCAUUAGAAUUGCCAUGAAAAGUUGUUAGAUUGAUUGUUUUGCUGAUAAUGCAGGAUAGGUAGAAAACCUUUACAACUGUUAGAGAGUAAGCUGGGCAGGAAAUGACCUGGUUGUCCAUGUUUUUUGGCCGUAUGUACCAGAAUUUUAGUCUAAAGUUGGCAAAAUUGAUCCCCACAUGCAUUCGAGUGAAGAAAUCAUCUUUCAAGCACGUGGCAAUGGUUAGGUCAGAAGUCUAGUGUAUCUUUUUAACAUUGUCCAUGUCUGCAGUGGGGGUUAGCUUGUGUAAUGUAAUCUCUCUCUCUCUCUCGUUUUAAACUGUGCUAGCCCUUGGCUGAGCAUUUAUUUCAUAUUUAUUUGUACUUUCUUUAUUUGAAAUAAUAAAAAGAAACAAAGAUUUUUUUUUU
Quercus robur (English oak) is the source of this 3120-nucleotide messenger RNA. RefSeq names its product oxysterol-binding protein-related protein 2A-like. The coding region runs from base 192 to 2510 and encodes 772 amino acids. The record is from RefSeq and is a predicted model, not a curated record. Gene Ontology annotation, cellular component: intracellular membrane-bounded organelle; cytosol; membrane. Lineage: Eukaryota; Viridiplantae; Streptophyta; Magnoliopsida; Fagales; Fagaceae. Gene Ontology annotation, molecular function: sterol binding. The transcript has 11 exons.